Closterium sp. Naga37s-1 is the source of this 3087-nucleotide messenger RNA. The record is from the annotation of a GenBank genome assembly. NCBI's taxonomy places the organism in Eukaryota, Viridiplantae, Streptophyta, Zygnematophyceae, Desmidiales, Closteriaceae.
AUGCGCGCAGUGUUCGCGGCGCUGGACGCGGACGGCGACGGGGUGAUCUCCGCGGACGACCUCCGCGCGUACUCCGCCCAGCGCGGGCUCCCCGCGGGGUACGCGCUGGAGUUCGUGAGCCGCGCGCAGCAUGGGCGGAGGGGCGCGGAGGAGCAUUUAUACGGGGAGUGGCGGACGGAUCCGCAGGGUUUGCGCAACGGCUUGUCUGGUGGCGGAUGGAACGGCGCGGGGUGCACGGCGGGGGGGCUUCAGGCAGGCGGAAUGGCGGGAGCUGGCAUCGGCGGAAUGCCGAUUUUGGGAGGGGGGGAAGGAGUGGCGUCAUGUGGACAGGCAGGGUCAGGCGGAGCGAGCGGAACGGGCGGAACGAGGGGAGGCAAUGUGGCGCUGUGCCUCGCGUCAGCGGGGUUUGCGGCGUCGUCCUCCCAGGCGCUCCCGCCGGUGGACCUUCCGGCGCUGCUCUCCUCUGCGGCGCAGCAGCUUCAGCGCGGGCUGGGCUCGGCGCGCUUGCACCUCAGCAGCCUCAGCAGCGGCGGAAACGGCGGAAUCGGCGGAAGCAGCGGAAUCAGCGGAAGCGGCGGCGGCGGCGGCGGCGGCGGAAUCGGCGGCGGCGGCGGAGUGUCGUAUGCAGCAUUCGAGGAGUUCGUGGAUGCGAGGGACAGGGUCCUGUGGGACUCGUUUAGAUGCAUGGACAGUAACGGGGAUGGCCGCGUGUCGCAAGCGGACCUCGAGCGCAGCAUGAGGGACCUCGCGUCCCGUUGCAACCACGCUGCUUCUGCCAGCCCCAUCAGCACAGCCGGUAACACGGCCAACGUCACCACCAUCACUACCAACCCAACUGCUGGCAGCUGUACUCAAUCCAGCAGCUGUACUCAGGCCAGCAGCAGCACCAACCCUGUGCGGCUGGGACAGCCGUGCUCUGUGGAUUCCGUUGGGCGGACUUGUAGCGGGAAGAUGGUGAGAGCCGUGCAGCAGCAGCCUGUUCUGCAGCAACAGCAGCAGCAGCAGCAACAGCAGCAGCAGCAGCAGCAGCAGCAGCAGCAGCAGCAGCAGCAGCAGCAGCAGCAGCAGCAGGAGAAGGCAGUUUUGCAGCGGAUUAGACAGCAGGCGCGCAGAGGCACUGCUGCUGGGGAUCCGUUGUCUCAAUCCGUAUCAUUCGAGGAGUUCCGGGACUACUUCACGCUCCUCCCUGCCUCUGACCAUCUCUUUGACUACUGGAUCUCCGCCUCCUGCCCGCUCGCCUGCCACGCUCCCUCCACACCGCAACCCUUCAAAGCGCGAGAAACACUUCAGGGGACUGCAGCGGUAUUAGGCACAGCCGCCACUGCGGGAAAUGUGUUGAAAAGGAAGGUUCCACGAAGAGGGUCUGUGAGAAGAACCAGCAGCAAUAGCAGCAAGGGUGCCAGCACAGGCGGCAGCAACAGCGGCGGCGGCGGCAGCAGGAGAAGUAAAGGGGCGGGCGGCGUGUGGCGGCAUCUAGUGGCGGGCGGCAUGGCAGGAGCGACGUCCCGCACCGUGACUGCUCCUUUGGAGACCCUCCGCCUGCGCAUGAUGGUCUCGUCCGAACAUGGCCUCCUGCAAACGUGCUCUCAAGUGUGGAGUGAGGCGGGCUGGCGGGCAUUCUUCCGGGGCAACAUGGUGAACGUGGUGCGCUCAGCCCCUCAGAAGGCGAUCGACUUCUUUGCCUUUGAGGCCUUCAAGCAAGCCAUGGCCACCAUCUUCCCCGCGGGCCCUGCGGGACUUCAGGUGGUGACAGCAGGUGCUUUGGCAGGUGCCACGUCAACUCUGGCUCUCUACCCUCUCGACGUCGUCAGGAGCCGCCUCACUGUUGCCGCCCGCUCCCAGUACACAGGCAUUGCCCAUGCCCUCACAACUAUAGCCAAAACCGAGGGUGUCCCAGCCCUGUAUAGGGGCCUCGGCGUGUCUCUCCUCUCCAUCCUACCAGAGGCAGCCAUCACAUACGGCUGCUUUGACCUCCUCAAGUGCGCUCUGCAACACUCCACUGGCCGCACCUACACAGGCAUCGCCCACGCUCUAACCACGAUAGCCAAGACAGAAGGUGUGCCGGCGCUUUAUAGAGGCCUGGGCGCCUCCCUCCUCUCCAUCCUACCAGAGGCAGCCAUCACAUACGGCUGCUUCGACCUCCUCAAGACCGCCCUGCAGCACUCCACUGGCCGCACCGUGGGAGUGCUGCCCGCCCUGGCCUGUGGCUACACAGGCAUCGCCCACGCUCUAACCACGAUAGCCAAGACAGAAGGCGUGCCGGCGCUUUAUAGAGGCCUGGGCGCCUCCCUCCUCUCCAUCCUACCAGAGGCAGCCAUCACAUACGGCUGCUUCGACCUGCUUAAGACCGCCCUGCAGCACUCCACUGGCCGCACCGUGGGCGUGCUGCCCGCCCUGGCCUGCAUCGCCCACGCUCUAACCACGAUAGCCAAGACAGAAGGCGUGCCGGCGCUUUAUAGAGGCCUGGGCGCCUCCCUCCUCUCCAUCCUACCAGAGGCAGCCAUCACAUACGGCUGCUUCGACCUCCUCAAGACCGCCCUGCAGCACUCCACUGGCCGCACUGUGGGCGUGCUGCCUGCCCUGGCAUGUGGCGUCGCCUCUGCUUUCACCGGCCAGCUUGUGGCGUAUCCCCUCGAGCUUGUUGCGAGGCGCCUGCAGGUCUCUGCUGUUGCUGCUGCUGGCGCUGCUGCUGGUGCUGCUGCUGGUACAGUUGCAGCAGGUGCGGCGAAGCAAAAUCUGGUUACCGUUACCAAGGCGAUACUGGCGGAACGGGGAGUGGCAGGGCUGUAUCAGGGUAUUGUGCCGGCCUCCCUGAAGGUCAUCCCUAUGGCAAUUGUGAGCUUUGGAGUGUAUGAAUCGGUGAAGUUUGCCCUGGUGCAACUGGCUGAGAAGGAGGAGGGGUGGCGGGAGGAGAGGGAGAGGAGGCGGGAGGAGGAGGAGGGGAGGCGGAGGUGGGUGGAGGAGGAGAGGAGGUUGGUGGAGGAGGAGAGGAGGGGGAGGAGGGUGUGCUUGCCGGUGUGUAAGGCGUGCUGGCGGGAGGGAGGGUUGUGUGGGAGGCAGAGGGGGAGUGCACUGCUGGUGGUGUGA